GGCAAAUAAGUUAGUAGAAAGAAUUCAGGCAACACAAAGACCCAUCAGAUUCUGAGGCAGCGCGUCUCGUCCUUCUGCUGCGCCUUUAAGAAAUACGUCAUCAGUCCGCGUCCCCCAUGUUCAGUGGACACACGUUUUUCAGCGAGGGAUGUGUUGGAUUCAAAGCUUUACUAGUUCUGGACCAAACGCUGUCUAAUCUCAUCACAUUUACAUGACAACUGGUUAGUUGUAGUAUUCGCAACUAGUUUGUAGCUGUCAUCAUAUCGGUCAGAAGUGCAAGACGAACAACUUCAUCUUGCCAGCUCUCAAACCUGAAGAUGUCUUUUGUAGAGUACUCCUCGUGUAUCCAGGAGGGGGAUGUGGUGAUCGUGUUUCUGGGUCACGAGUCCAUGAUGCCGGUGCAGGUGCAGCGCGGCGCUCAGACUCAGACGCGCUACGGCGCCAUCCGCCAUUCCAGCGAUCUGAUUGGUCGUCGCUUCGGCUCCAAGGUGACGUGCAGCAAGGGGGGCUGGGUCUACGUGCUGCACCCCACCCCCGAACUCUGGACCCUCAACCUGCCCCACCGCACGCAGAUCCUCUACUCAGCCGACAUCGCCACCAUCACACUCAUGCUGGACCUCAAACCUGGAGCCGUGGUGUGUGAAUCAGGCACGGGUAGCGGUUCUCUGUCUCACGCCAUCCUGCGCUCUAUCGCCCCCUCUGGCCACCUGCACACGGUGGAGUUCCACUCGGAGCGCGCUCAGAAGGCACGCGAGGAGUUCCAGCGUCACCGCGUGGGCCACCUGGUCACCGUGCGCAACCACGACGUCUGUCGCCAGGGCUUCGGAGUAGUGGGCGUGGCCAACGCCGUCUUCCUGGACAUUCCGUCGCCGUGGGAGGCGAUCCCGCACGCCAAGACGGCGCUCAGGAAACAAGGUGGUCGUGUGUGUUCCUUCUCUCCGUGUAUUGAGCAGGUGCAGCGUGUGUGUGACGUCUUGGCGUCGUGCGGCUUCAGUGACAUCACCACUCUGGAGGUUCUACUGCGCACGCACGACGUCCGCUCCGUCACACUCGCGCUGCCCGACUUCGGGCCCGAGGACGACGACGACACACAAACACAAACACACACACCGCCAGCCCCUAGCAACGCCUCGACGACCGUCAAGACGGCCACGCCCCCUCGGGAAAUGGCGGCCCACACAGGCUACCUGACCUUUGCUACCAAGCCACGAGAGUAGCGCACACACACACACACACACACACACACACACCGACUACCUGACGUUGGCUACUAAACCACAGGAAUAAUACAGACACACACACACACACACACACACACACACACACACACACACACACACACACACAGGCUACCUGACCUUCGCUACCAAACCACGAUAGUAAGACACACACACACCAGCUAUCUGACCUUCAAUGCUACACACACACACACACACACACACACACACACACACACACACACACACACACACCUCAGGCUCUCCUUUGCCACCUGAGUAGGAGAGUGCCAGGCACACGUCUCUGGCCCAAAGCUCUGCACACACACACACACACACACACACACACACACACACACACACACACACACACACACACACACACACACACACACACACACACACACACACACACACACACACAGUCACAAGGCACAUAUCAAAGCUCUGCUUGAAAUAGGCUGCUGGUAAUUGGUCAAUCUGAGCUUUAGUCAGUCGGGAUUAAAGAACAGGGUUCACACACACACACACACACACACACACACACACACACACACACACACACACACACACACACACACACACACACACACACACACACACACACAGACUGAACCAGAUCUUUUUUUAGCCAAGAUUUAGACAGGUUAUUCACCUUAAACAACACACAUAAACACACUCACACACACACAUACACAGACACACACACACACACACACAGACACACAGACACACACACACACACACCUCCUCUCUGGCUGCUAUUGUUAGCGGACAUGUGAGACGGUCAGUUAAGGUAUUUAGGAUAAACAGACAACAUAUGGAAGAGGGGUGUGUGUGUGUGUGUGUGUGUGUGUGUGUGUGUGUGUGUGUGUGUGUGUGUGUGUGUGUGUGUGUGUGUGUGUGAAAUGUAUUCCUUUUUUCAUUUUAUUUUCUCUCUAAGUUUUAUGUUCGGAUGUUUU
Messenger RNA from Engraulis encrasicolus (European anchovy), 2179 nucleotides. It is a transcript of the gene trmt61a, whose product is annotated as tRNA methyltransferase 61A. The coding region runs from base 318 to 1217 and encodes 299 amino acids. Gene Ontology annotation, biological process: tRNA methylation. Gene Ontology annotation, molecular function: tRNA (adenine(58)-N1)-methyltransferase activity. Gene Ontology annotation, cellular component: tRNA (m1A) methyltransferase complex; nucleus. NCBI's taxonomy places the organism in Eukaryota, Metazoa, Chordata, Actinopteri, Clupeiformes, Engraulidae. The record is from RefSeq and is a predicted model, not a curated record. The transcript has 5 exons.